This is a messenger RNA of Chondrus crispus (carragheen), 1409 nucleotides long. RefSeq lists its product as hypothetical. Lineage: Eukaryota; Rhodophyta; Florideophyceae; Gigartinales; Gigartinaceae. The transcript is spliced from 2 exons. The record is from RefSeq and is a predicted model, not a curated record. Bases 1 to 495 code for a protein of 164 amino acids.
AUGAACUCGGCUUUUUUACGCGAAGCCUGUCCCGUUGCUCAUUAUCAGCUAUCGCUUCCGACCGCUCUCCUCUGGCGCCCUACCGCUUCACUUGUCCUCAACAUGGUCCGAGGAAAGGCUUCACUACCUCGUUGCUUACAAGCGCAAGGGAAUCGGCAGGUCGCUGCUGCUCACGUCACUCACUCCGACGCUGACGCUCCGUACGCUAUUUCAAGGAGGUCCCCUCUGUGCGUCACAUCCUGGCUAACGACCUCGACUCCAACGCCUUCUACAAUAUCUGUCCGACGCCGAGGCCCAAGGCCAGCCCAACUGCGGCGCCUCUAUCGAGGUCAUGACGCAUGCGCGGGCCAGGGACAAGCGUCGUGGACCACCGCGCGUCCAGGCCGUUGCAGACGGCGGCUUGCUCGCCGUGCUGUUCGGCAACUCCCGGGAGAUUUGCUUCGGACAUUACUGCGCUACCCAGCUCAAGAGCCGCACCUUCCACGAGAUGGCUAAUCCGACAACAACUGUCCGAAACAACAGUCAACCGCGAAUCGCCAUAGUAAUGUGAUAGAGGCUGUCUUUUGUGUCAAGAUUGAUGUUUACGCCUGUAAGCGAUUGAGACUGUAGGCACCUCGCCCCCGAGUCGAGUAUGUCUAUGGUGUUUCAGUGUGCAGAGUGCCGCCCGCAGCGACACCACGAUGGGCUCGAUUCCUGUCAGCAAUACGGAGAAUUUAUGAAGGGAGCGACGCGUUCAAAGAGAAGUCGGUUGCGAAAGAGAACGGCGAAGAUGGUUACUCGCCUCCCUUGGAAGGCUUCUUCCAGAAGAUUCUACACAAGGGCGGUACUCGCUGGUCGACUUGCCUUCUUCUGGUGAACUUGUAAAAGGUGAUGACGCAGAUACUGUCCAGACGACAUUUAUAUGAGGUGAUGACGCAGAUACUGUCCAGACAACAUUUAUAUGUAGAAGUGGAAACUCGCUGGAGGAAGGUAUGCAUCAUAGUGUACAGGCGAGCCUCUACCUCUUGCGCGGUCGCUCUCGCUUGCGCUGUUUUGGCACACAGCUUCCUGUCACGCGGACUGCUGCUCCGACACACCCAUAAGGGGAGGGGGUGAGAAAAGUUUGAACUCUGAGCAUACCUGAACGUGCACACAAAGUCCAGGUCAAUAAUCCUCAUCGAAACGCACGCGCAAGUACGUAUCACUGCAAUUCUUGAAAACCCUCCCUCCGUAAAUUAUGGCUGCAGUUACGGGGCGUGAUUUUGAGGCAACGUUCCCCAAUCCGGCCAAGUUAACUCUAUGCGCACGGCGCAGAGAGCUGAUGUCUGGAUUUCCGUUCAACGGAAUGCCAUGGGCUUGGUUGGCUGUAUAGUUGAUAGUCCAGUUUCAUGUGUGGCCGUGCUCCGAAUAAACAAUCCUGAGACCUUGGA